CAAAGAUGAAGCUCGUCAGGUUUUUGAUGAAAUUGAACAACGAAACCGUGUCGAUCGAGCUCAAAAACGGAACCGUGGUCCAUGGAACCAUCACUGGUGUUGAUGUGAGCAUGAACACUCACUUGAAGACAGUUAAAAUGAGUCUCAAGGGGAAGAACCCAGUAACAAUGGAUCAUCUAAGCUUGAGGGGUAACAAUAUCCGCUACUACAUUCUUCCUGAUAGCUUGAAUCUGGAGACUUUACUUGUUGAAGACACUCCUCGUCUUAAACCUAAGAAGCCUGUUGCUGGUAAGCCUGUUGGACGCGGCCGUGGACGUGGUCGUGGCCGUGGUGGUGCUGGUGGUGCUCGUGGCAGAGGUCGUUAAUUGCAACACUGGGGAAAGUUUUAAGUUCUGUUAGGAAAGAGGAACCCUUUUUGUGUCUGAAUGUGUGGGAAAAUGUAUUGAACUAUGUAGCUAGCAAUGAGAACAUCUGAUUAGGAAAAUGUUAUAAUUAACGCUUGUAAUGCAAUUCCAUGGAUACAGAUUUAGCUUUUUUUUCAUGUUAUGAGAACAUGUACAAGUAUUAACAUUUACAUGUUUUUGAAGCCCAAGUGGCUUUUUAUUCAUUUGACAAAUCUUACUCAACUAUGUUAUCUCUUCCUUUAGUCUUUCUCACAUGAUCCUGCAAUUAGGCUCGUGAUUGUAGACGGGUUCCUCGGUGUAUCCCCUUCCGUUAUAACCGUAGGGAUCACACGGGUGUGGAGAGGAAGAGGGCACACCAUAUGUAUAAUAAUGCCAUGGUUGAUAACAUGGCUCUGGCUUUUUCUCCUCGGGUUUCUUGGGUGGUUCUACUUUGUUUACGCUUACAAGCUCCGCAAAGCCAACCUUCUUUCUCAGUGUGUUGGUUAGACAGAUCAUGUCGACUUCAACACCUGUCACUUCAAUCUGGUUCAUGUGAUCUCCC
Molecule: messenger RNA, 945 nt
Organism: Eruca vesicaria subsp. sativa (arugula)
Lineage: Eukaryota; Viridiplantae; Streptophyta; Magnoliopsida; Brassicales; Brassicaceae
Source: the annotation of a GenBank genome assembly